Anguilla anguilla (European eel) is the source of this 2937-nucleotide messenger RNA. RefSeq names its product solute carrier family 49 member A3-like. Gene Ontology annotation, biological process: transmembrane transport. The transcript is spliced from 10 exons. Bases 270 to 1712 code for a protein of 480 amino acids. The record is from RefSeq and is a predicted model, not a curated record. Gene Ontology annotation, molecular function: transmembrane transporter activity. NCBI's taxonomy places the organism in Eukaryota, Metazoa, Chordata, Actinopteri, Anguilliformes, Anguillidae. Gene Ontology annotation, cellular component: membrane.
UCCAUUCAGUUUAAUACGCGAGGACUGAGAGUUCGCUUUGCUUCCUGCCCUGCAUUGCGAAGCCGGUCGAGCCAUAUGGAAAUCAGAAAGCCUUUUACUUUGCCAAUGGAAUUGGAGUAAACUUCUUAAAAUUACACUAGGUACUGGAUAGACGUAAUGGAACAAGAUUAUAUUUAUUAUUUAUUUUAAUAGUUUUUACAAAUAAAAGAAACCCCCGCAUUGUUUUCCCCCUUUUCUCAAAUGUUGGUGGACUCGGCGAGGCUCAAGUAAUGGAAAUUAAUUGGGAUCUCGGCCCCGAAGAAGUUGGUAACAAUGCCGAUCCCAGCCAAGAAACGAAGAACCUUUUGGGGGGUUUCAAAGUUUACAAGAGGAGGUGGUUCAUUCUGUCAGUAGUCUGCAUGCUGAAUUGUUCAAACGCAGUGAUAUGGCUGAGUUUUGCUCCAGUGGCAAAUCUGACAGCCAGGUAUCUAGGGGCCUCCCUGGACCAGGUCAACUGGCUGUCCCUGGUCUACAUGGUGGUGGCUGUACCCUUUUGUUUUGUCACCACGUGGAUGUUGGACACCCUGGGACUCCGGAUCUCACUCAUCCUGGGGUCCUGGCUGAACAUGGUGGGGAGUGGCCUGCGUUUCCUCAGCAUCUUGAGCAGCCUGCCGCAGUCUGUGCGUUACUUCCCCCUGCUGAUGGGAGGCCAGACGUUGUGCGCCCUGGCGCAGACCCUCAUCAUCUUCUCCCCCACCAAGCUGGCUGCGCUCUGGUUCCCUCAGCAUCAGAGGGCCACCGCCAACACGAUUGCCUCUAUGUCUAACCCAAUUGGACUUCUCUUGGCCAACAUCUUCUCUCCAAUAAUCGUUGGGCAGGACAUGAACAUUCCUCUGAUGCUGGGGAUCUAUGCCAUCCCAGCAGUCGUGGCCUGUAUCCUAGCAACACUGGGGAUUCGCGAGAGCGUUCCUCCAUCUCCUCCCUCUGCCAGCGCGGAGAGCUCAAACUCAGAGCCGUUUCUGCAGGGUAUUAAGCUGCUGUUGAUGAACAGGGCAUAUAUGAUUCUCCUGCUGUGCAUGGGAUCUGGAAUAGCUGUGUUCACUUGCUUCUCAACCGUGCUGGACCAGAUCCUUUGUGUUAAAGGAUACAGUGAUGAGUUUGCGGGGAUUUGUGGAGCGCUCUUCAUCCUGUUUGGGGUGGUUGGCGCCGCCUUCCUGGGGUUCUAUGUCGACCGCAGCAAGAAGUUCAUUGAGGCCACCAAGAUAGGCAUGUCCCUCUGUGCGCUAGCCUGCAUCGGCUUUGCAGUGGUGUCCCAGCUGCGUGACCAGAAAGCCGCCGUGGCUGUCUUGUGCUCGCUCUUCGGAUUUUUCGGGUUUUCAUUAUACCCUGUUGCCAUGGAACUGUCAGUGGAGAGUUCUUAUCCUGUGGGAGAGGCAUCUUCCUCCGGCCUCCUCUUCAUCUCAGGGCAGAUCCAAUCCAUCGUCUACAUGGUGAUUCUCCAGAUGCUGACCAAGCCAAUAGCAGACUCCCCUUUCUCCACAUGUGGAACUGGAGAAAGCCAGGGCUUGAGUUGGAGAGUGCCUGUGCUGGUGAUGGCUGGUUUGUGGAGUGUGGGAACCUGCUGUUUCGUCCUCUUCUUCCACACUGAAUACCGAAGGCUUCGGGCCGAGGCAGACGCCAUCAUCACCACGGAAACGGAGCCGGGGAGAUCGCAAAGCACCAGAGAGGCGUAGCAGAAUGUACAGGGGGAAACUUUACCUCAUUGGACACGUGUCUCUCUACUGACCUCAGGAAAGUGAACGUAUCUUCUAAGAACUGCUGUGCUGCUCAUUGUUAUUUGACUGCACCAGGUCACUGAUUCAUUUUACACCAGUUCAGGGUCCCAGGUUCUUGGUGCCCUGAUGGUGUGAUGGUAAGGUAGGCAGUGAAUUCCGAACGACGAAGUUUUUAAGGAAGAGCCAUCGACGAACAUGUCGCUGUCAGCAUACUCAAUAUAAACGCCAUGUUCUUCGUUUUAUGUCACUUGAAGCCUUUGGGGGCUGCACAAACUUGGCGUGAAGAUUUUUCCAAGUUGGUUUGCACAACACAGGAUCAUUAACUUGGUCUUUUUGAGUAUACUGGCUUCUUAACAGUCACGUGUAAUAGCACCUCAACCAUUCUGUGGCCCGGAUUAGUGUACUCCCCUGCUAAUCCAAAACCCUUUGGAAUCUGCAGCAUUAUUUCCAAGCAUGGGUGUGUUCAUCUACCUCUUAAACAAGCCCACUGCAUGUGCACUGUAACUUUUUUAAAUAUGGUACUUCAUGAGCUACUAGUUGUGUUUUUAUUGGACUAAAACACUGAUUUUUCACUGAUUUUUAUUACAUUUUUAUUUGUUCGAUUACUUUUACAAGUAUCUCAGUGCUUGAACUGAAAACUAUUUUAAAAUGUGUUUAAUGUAAAUAAAUGCAUGUAUUUUUAAUGCUGUGUUUUCUAAAAAAUAAAUGGCAAAUCAUUUAAAUAUAAACAAUUAGCAGUUUUAUACUUGUAAUUUUAUCAAAUUUGAUUAAUUGUGUACCAGUUUUUAAUCUUCUGAGUGAACCAUUAACUUGCUACUCAAAAUAUGAUCCAUACUUUUCUUAAUUGCAUGUGAAACACUUGGUGUGAAUUCCCAGCCUUUUUCCUUUGCCAUUUUACAUUCUGAGCUAUUGAGAUGUAAAGCCUAAACAUCUGUUCCAAAAUUGUUCAUUUGGAAAAUGGAUUGGAAAUUUGCACAUUUUUGUUGCACAAAACCAAAAAUGUAAAAGUAUAAACUCAAUUAAUUGCAUACAGUUGUAGUUGUUUCCCCCAUAUUGUCAUCACUUGCUUGCAUAUGAAAGUGUUUUAUUGUGUUCUUAAGCUUGUUUUGUUUUAUAAUUUUCAUGACAUGGAUGUAUGUAUCUCUGGCCGGUUCCAAGCUCUUUAAUAAAAGUGUUUUUUCAA